AUGUCUCAAAAGAUCCGGGAAGCGGAGGGUGUUCUGCGAGCUAUUCCAAAGCCAGGCGAGACGAUCUUGCCAAAGGACGGCGAAGACAACAUCCUGAUCACGUCCGCUCUGCCGUACUGUAACAACGUGCCCCAUCUUGGCAACAUUAUCGGGAGUACACUGAGUGCCGAUGUAUUUGCUCGAUACAACCGAACGAGGAAUCGGAAAACCCUGUACAUUUGUGGCACAGACGAAUACGGGACCGCCACAGAGACACAAGCUCUCAAAGAGGGCAUCACUCCGCGAGAACUCUGCGACAAAUAUAACGCGCUUCACGUCGAGACAUACAAGUGGUUCGAGCUCAGCUUUGAUCACUUCGGGCGAACCUCAACACCCCUGCACACUGAAAUUUGCCAAUCAAUCUAUUCGAACUUGCUCCACAACGGCUACCUCGAGAAGCAGAUCAAAGACCAGACCUACUGCGAAGGCUGCCAAAAAUUCCUCGCAGAUCGCUUUGUCGAGGGGACAUGCCCGCACUGCGGUGCCGAUGACGCUCGUGGCGACCAAUGUGACGUCUGCGCGCGCACGCUCGACGCAAUCGACCUUAUCAACCCACGCUGCCUCAUCAGCAAAACACACAAAGUCACCACACGCUCCUCAGCACACAUGUACGUCAAGCUUGAUGAGCUCCAACCGAAGACCGAGGCAUGGAUCAAGAAGCGCUGGGCGCUGGGCAAGUGGUCGCCGAACGCAGUCAUCAAUAGCGACGGCGAAAUCGUCGACGCCAGGAUGCGCGGGGGCAUGAGGCCAAGCCCGGUCACCCGGGACCUGACGUGGGGAGUGCCUGUCCCGAUUGUGGAUGGCGAGGACGACCAAGGGAUGAAGGGCAAGGUGCUCUACGUCUGGUUCGACGCACCGGUCGGAUACCCAAGUAUCACAGCAAACUAUACACCAGAGUGGAAGAAGUGGUGGUUUAACCAAGACAACGUCCGGCUGUACCAAUUCAUGGGCAAGGACAACGUUUACUUCCACACUGUUUACUUCCCCUCCAUCCAGCUGGGUGACGGCCGUCCCUGGACGACGCUCUUCCACUUGUCUACCACAGAGUACCUGAACUAUGAGGGCGGCAAAUUCUCGAAGAGCCAUAAUCGCGGCGUGUUCGGUCCUGCGGCAAAAGAGACCGGUAUUCCGCCCUCCGUCUGGAGGUACUACCUGAUCUCUACGAGACCAGAAACUGCAGACGCUAUGUUCUCGUGGGGCGACUGUAUUGCUGCGAACAACAACGUCCUCCUCAAUAACUUCGGUAACUUCGUCAACCGCACGCUCAAGUUCAUCUCGUCGCAAUAUGACAGUGUCAUCCCUGAGAGCGGCGAUGCACCAGGGCCACUCUCACCGAACGACGAGAUCGACAGCGAGUUCAUCACUGAAGUGAACGCAUACCUGAAGGAUUACAUCGACGCCAUGGACUCGGUGAAGCUGCGGCUCGGCCUUCAGACAGUCAUGCUCCUCUCCGGCCGGGGCAACGUCUACCUCCAGUCCUCGGGCCUCAACAAGGCGCUCAUGACCGAGAACCCGGAGCGCUGCGCACAGGUCGUCUCACGCGCCGUCAACCUCAUCUACAUCCUCUCCGCGCUCAUCCACCCCUUCAUGCCCGCCACGGAGGCAGCCAUGCUCGCGCAGCUGAACGCGCCCGCGCGAGCCGUGCCCGAGGUCUUCUCGACGGACAUUCUCGCCGGGCACACCAUUGGCACGCCCGAUCACCUAUUCAAGAAGAUCGACGAGAAGAUGGCGGACGUGUGGAGGGCGAAGUUCGGCGGGAGCAAGCCGGUGGAGGCUACGCCAGAGCCUAGCGCGGAUGCCACCCACGUCGCGCCGGGCAUGUCGAAGCGCAAAGCCGCCGCGGCGAAGAAGGAGGCGGCCAAGGCCGCCGCUGCUGUUGUGGAUGCCCAGCCGAAAUCUGCAGAGGUUCUGGCUUGGGAGCAGAGGAUCACCGAGCAGGGCCAGAUCGUCAGGACGUUGAAAGGCAAGCCAAAGACUCCGGAUGUCGAGCAGGAGGUUGCAGCUGCCGUGGAUGAGUUGAAGCGCUUGAAGGAGGAGCUUGCUGCGUUGCAGAAGGCGUCGUAG
Molecule: messenger RNA, 2103 nt
Organism: Fomitopsis serialis
Lineage: Eukaryota; Fungi; Basidiomycota; Agaricomycetes; Polyporales; Fomitopsidaceae
Product: methionyl-tRNA synthetase
Exons: 14
Coding region: 1-2103 (700 amino acids)
Biological process (GO): methionyl-tRNA aminoacylation
Cellular component (GO): aminoacyl-tRNA synthetase multienzyme complex; cytosol
Molecular function (GO): methionine-tRNA ligase activity; ATP binding
Source: RefSeq, a predicted model, not a curated record